CAUUCGCGGUGGCUUUAAGCGCACGGAUCUGAGAGUAACAUUCGCAGUAAUGUGUUUGAGCACCCUAGUCUAUAGCAUGCCCUGUUAAACUAAUCAGUUUCGUGAGGAUUUUCGUUGCGUCGUGUGAUUAUCUCAAUAUUGGCCAGAUUACAAAGGAGCUUAGCAGUGUAACAUUCUGACGCUUUAAAAAUUGAAAGGGUGGGUGAUUGUUAAGCGUACCAAGCAAUUUGUGAAGAGAAGGAAAGAUGGCUAAUCAGCAAGGAUUCCAACAACGUGAGACCCUCACCGGUGGAAUGUUGAAACAUCAACAUCACCAACAGGAGCCGGAUGAAGAGGAAGAUGAAGAGAGUGGUAGCGUGGAUGUGCGACCGAACGUCGGCGCUAAACGCAGAUACAGCGAGCUGAUGUGUGAAAGUGAUGAGGACGAUUUUGCUGGUUUCGAGGAGGAUGCCGCAAACAGUGAAAACGGUACAAUAAAUUCUCCGCGACCUCUGGAGAGUAUGUAUGAGGCGAUUUUGACAGCUGCAGAGAAAAAGCUGGCAAAAAACAGUAAACUUGCCGAGGACGACAGCGUAGCCGAGUUGCAAAACAGCCUGAAACAGGAAGAUAUGGAUGUGGUAAGCGGAACAGCUCUCGGUGAAAUUAACAAAAGUUUGGUAAAGAAAAAAGUAAAUUUACCGAUAAACACACAAGAUGAUAUCUAUAAGGUACCUUUUAAAUAUGGCUGGAAGCGAGAACUGGUGUAUCGAGCUAACAUGGAAGGCAGCAAGGAUAAGGGCGAAGUGUAUUAUAUUACACCCAAUGGCAAGAAAUUGCGGACCCGUAAUGAUAUUGUGUCAUCCUUGCACGACGAUCUCACGAUGGAUAAUUUUACGUUUGCAAAAGAACCUGUUGGAGGAACACCAGAAGAAGAAACUAUAAGGAGCGCGAAAUCUUACAGUAAUGUUCCCAAGCUUCGGGAUACUUCGAGUGAUCUAGGAAAACGGAUUCCUAAACCUAAAAUGCCAAAAGGAGCAAGCCCUCCUUUACCUACAUACAACGCCAGAGCUAGUGCACACAGUCAAACACCACUAUCGAAAUCCGCUUCAAUGAACACUCAGAUUACACCGAAAAUCAAUGCAACUGGUGCUAGUUUGUCGGUUGGUGCGGCGAGCGGGCAACGCGGUAAUGCACAUGGUGCAACAGGAGCAUCGAAAACAAACGAAAACAGUGGUAUUUUAGGAAAACAGACUAAAUCAAGCGGAAAAAAUCGGGUGGAAACUUGUACAAUCCAAUGUCUACCAGCGAUGGGGAUGAUACCGCAGUUACAGUGCAUGGUGUGCUACUGUAUGUACCAUCCGGAAUGUGUGAAUGCUACUACAGCAGAAGCGUUGGCUCGGCGGUUUACUUGCAAGAGCUGCAUGGAAGAGUCUAUGACAGCGGAAAUACAGAAUCAACAAACGUACAAAGAAUCUUUCGGGAAGUUUGGUAUGAAUACUAACGGAAACGGUAACAUGAAUGCCGCAAAACCGUUGGUUGCCACUAACAAUGGGGGCUCCUUGUCAUCGAAACUGGUAGCGAAACCGACACAGAAUAGUAGCACACUUAAGGAAAAGACAAAACGUUCUCAACAACUAUCUGCCGUGCCUAAGACCGCAACCCCCGCGGCUAAUGCUACAGAAGGCACCUGUGCAUUGAGCAACUCAUCCGCAAAGGAUAUUCCACCACAAGAUGUUCUCGUUAUUGGCACCCAUGAAUAUGUGGUCGUUCCGAAAGGCAAAGCAACAGGUGUGAAAAGCAAAAAGUCUUCCUCCAAACCUACAAAUCCUCUACCUCAGGCUGCAAUCAAAAUUUCGGAUGAUGGGCGUAAAAUGAACAAUAAUGCAACUAGCGGCUCAAGCAGUACAAAACAAACUCAUUAUGCAACCGAUCGUAUAUCAGAUGACGAUACAUCUUUGACGGUGGGUGCAGGAGCAGGGACUCAAGCGCACAGCAGUUCUACUGUUACACAAAACGGUACUGGUCGGGAUCCAUCCAAUUUUCUGUCUGAUGUAUCAGCAGGAUACACCUGCUUGAUGUUAAGCUUCAAUUAUCUUAAAGUACAAGAGCUACUUCGGGCCUGCAGUGUGUGUCGUAUGUGGAAUCAUUUGGGAAAUCAUCCACGAUUUUGGAAAACUGUACGCAUGAAAAACUCAUACAUCAGUGAUUGGGCAGGUAUGAUAGCCAAGCUGCGGAAAAAUGGUACAAAACAUCUCGACCUGCGCAAGGUAUUAAACGUUGGCAGUAACGACGAGAUGUGGCAAAGUUUCAACAAACAUAUUGGGCAGGCAGAUCAAAUCGAAAUUAUUGAUUUGUGUCGAUGUGCAUCGACGGUUGUGGGGAACCUACUUCGUUCAAACCCAAACCUACGAGUGGUGAACGCACUGGCAAUCAAAAAUGAUCCCAUUGAAUUCGUUAACUUUGAAUACGGUGUUAACUUGGAAGAAUUGCGUCUCAAAUCUUCCGCAGCCAUUUCAUUGGAAGGCGAUCUACAUCAAUUGGCAGCCUUGCGAAACUUAAAACACCUCUCGUUAACCUCCAUUAGCAAACUAGGCGCUACGUCUAUCGAUGCAUUGGGUUCUCUUGUCCUGUUAGAAUCGCUGGAGCUGGGUGAGUGUACCGAAAUGGGAUCUAACCUUGCAAACGUUUUGUCCAAUCUAACGGCAUUGAAACGGUUGCGAUUAGAGAAAGGCCAGGAGAACUUCGAUAUGUUUACUAUUUUGAAUGGCAUAUCCAGAGUGAAAACCUUAACUCAGUUGGAGUUAAUCAACUGUGAUGUAAAAGUUGGAUUCGAUCGACAUAUCGCUAAUUGCACGAAUGUGAAAAAAUUUUUACUUAUCCCCACGUACGUGUCGCAGUCAGCUGCAACAAAUCGCAUGGUUCUGAAAGGAAUCAUUAAGCUACACCAAACUUUGGAAUCUUUAGUUUGGGCUAUAACCGUGGAACUGUUGCGUGUCACAGAGCUGUACAUCGAUGCGAACGUAGAAGACGCAGAAAACCAAAUGGGAGGUAGCAUUCCCAUCUUGAAACCAGUACCAGGUAGUGAUGAACCGCCGUCUGCUGUUGGGUCUCAACUGGAUCUUCCUGAAGAAGUAGAAAUUGUUCCGCUAAGGCGAGUACAUACUAUUCUGAAGCGUAAAGUUCCCAAUACGAAGGUUCAAAUUUUGAAAAUACCUUUCAACAAUACUUGGAAGCAGACGCUGUGCGACACUUCGUGAAAUGUAUUGAAGAUUUGUGAAUAAUUCCGCGCACAUGUAAAUAGGCUGAAAAGUAUGCUACAUUUCAUUACGCAUAGAAUAUUGGCUCAAUUCAUAUGUGAUUCUUCACUGGAUGAACGUUCCGGAAUUGUUCCAGAUGUAAAAUACUUGCUUUAAAAUUGAUUUUAUUUUAUUUUACGUUUGGCUAGCUUUCUUUUAGUUUAAUUCGUUUUUGAUAGUAAAGGACAUAACUAACGGCGCGUAUAUGUUUCCUCAAGUAUAACAAGACGAAGUAAGGUAGCUGGCUUAUAGAAUAGUCUUACAUUGAAGGUUGAUUUAAAUGAUACACAAGCAAAAUAAAUAGGAAUUGUAUUUUAAACUAUCGACCAGUAAAAUAUGGCGUAACCUGUAAUGGCCCUGCCUGGGUUUCUUAUCUCUUAUUUGCCGAGCCGCCGUACGCUUCGCAGUUUUAAUCGAGUGAAAUACAAAUUCAUAGACGGCUAGCCAAAAGGGGGUACACAGGCCAAUACAAGCAAUGGUUAUUAAACGAAACAAUAGAGAAAUAAUCCUUAUGGUUUUGAAUGCGCGAUGUAAUUGUUCGCUAAUAGAAAAAGCGUAGCGCAUAAACUAAUUAUAAGCCAAAUGAAUAAUGCAGUCGGCCAAAAUGUGUGCAUUUCAAAGACGAACAAUGAGCACGCUA
Anopheles moucheti is the source of this 3915-nucleotide messenger RNA. RefSeq lists its product as uncharacterized. Gene Ontology annotation, molecular function: DNA binding; protein binding. The transcript is spliced from 9 exons. The record is from RefSeq and is a predicted model, not a curated record. The coding region runs from base 246 to 3236 and encodes 996 amino acids. NCBI's taxonomy places the organism in Eukaryota, Metazoa, Arthropoda, Insecta, Diptera, Culicidae.